Messenger RNA from Poecilia latipinna (sailfin molly), 973 nucleotides. RefSeq names its product succinate dehydrogenase complex assembly factor 1 (gene sdhaf1). The coding region runs from base 263 to 511 and encodes 82 amino acids. Gene Ontology annotation, biological process: mitochondrial respiratory chain complex II assembly. The record is from RefSeq and is a predicted model, not a curated record. The transcript is spliced from 2 exons. NCBI's taxonomy places the organism in Eukaryota, Metazoa, Chordata, Actinopteri, Cyprinodontiformes, Poeciliidae. Gene Ontology annotation, cellular component: mitochondrion.
UCACAGAGGAAGCUAGCAGUAGCUAGCCGCUUCCAAAUCUAAAUAUUCCAUUAACGGACAAAUAUUAACUUUUUUUUUAAUCGGAACAUCUUCAUUAAGCAGCUUCCAGAACCAGAGCGGUGCUGCAUUCAGGGUCCAGAACCAGAGCGGUGCUGCAUUCAGGGACCUCAGAGCUCUGUGAUUGGCUGGGAGCAGCAGCUCUGAUCAGGGUCGAGGAUGUGUGUAGUGUCUGUCUGAUCAGAACCAUCUCCAGAACCGGGCCAUGUCACGGCACAGCAAGCUGCAGAAGCAGGUCCUGGCUCUGUACCGCCACUUCCUGCGGGCUGGGAAGGACAAACCGGGUUUCCUGCCCAGAAUCCGGGAUGAGUUCCGGGAAAACGCGCGCAUCAAGAAGACGGACGUGAUGCACAUCGAGUACCUGUACCGCCGCGGCCAGCGGCAGCUGCAGCAGCUCAGGGACGCCAACACCAAGCAGCUGGGCUCCUUCUCCAGAGGCAGCGAGCCGGGCUGACCAACAGAACCACCAGAACCAUUAAUGCAUACCUCACUGACUGGACCAGAACCUGCACACAACAUGAAACCUGCUACUAUAGAAGAAACUUUUCUCUGCUACUCAGUAAAAUAUUUAACCAGCAGCAGAUCCGUCAGAAUCCAGAAGUUCUGCUGGUUCUGGAAGGUCAGAGGUUCUGGUUCCUGCUGCGUACCGAGUCAGAGUCACGUCCUGUCACCUAAUUUAUUAUAACACAAGAUCAAAAAUGAGAAAAAAACAACUUGAUUCUGUUGGAACAGAUUCAUCAGAACCAUCAGCUGCUUCCCCGGUUCUGGUUCUGAUAUUUAACAAGUAAAAUCUCUGAGAAUCUUAAAUCAGCUUAGAUAUUAAAUAAUUGAGCUUCUCAUCUGCUAGUAUCUCCAGAUUUAUGGGAUGGACCUCUGUGAUUUCAGUUUCAAUAAAAUAUUGAUGUUUAUCAAUUUA